Molecule: messenger RNA, 2286 nt
Organism: Solea solea (common sole)
Lineage: Eukaryota; Metazoa; Chordata; Actinopteri; Pleuronectiformes; Soleidae
Gene: tuft1b
Product: tuftelin 1b
Exons: 13
Coding region: 16-1299 (427 amino acids)
Biological process (GO): intracellular signal transduction
Cellular component (GO): intracellular anatomical structure
Source: RefSeq, a predicted model, not a curated record
GCUGAAGUACGACAGAUGAAGAGACAAAAGCAUAUGGCAUCCAUGUGGAAGAAGAUCAGACAAGUGACUGAGGGCAAAGCGCUGCGUUUGAGCAGUUCUCACACCAAGUGUCGGCUGGAUGGUGUGGUCAGGAUCUUCUCUGAGAUGAGCGGCGGUGCGAAGCAGACCGUGGGACAUGGACGAGAGGACAACACAACUUACGACCGAUGCAGGCAGCUGAGACUUACUCUACAAGAUCAACAUCAGUCAGGCUUCACCUCAGAGAGACUCAGCAAUAAGGUGAGCAGCAGAGCAGCGCUUCCACAAACACCAGAAGAGCAGGAGGGAACGCUUGAAUUCAUCACCCCCACAGAGGAAAAAAUUGAAGUGAUUAAGGUUUACCUUGAAGCCUGUCCAGAGAGAACAAAGAGUGUCAGGAUGAUAACAGAUGAGGUGUCGCAGAUUCAGGAGGUGAGAUACUGUCUGAAGACUCUGAGAGAGCAGAUGGCGGCCAGGCAGAAUAGUAACAACCACAAGUAUCCAGCCAAUGGCUUCAAAGUCAACAUAUCCAGCAGCCAACCAACUGUUUCCAAUGGCAAUGCUGUUCUCAUUGAGUCAAAUGCUCAUGUUGCAGAUAAUCAGGAGGAGACUGCAAAGCUGAGGGAGGUAACCAAGCGUCUGUAUGCACAGCUGAAAGAGAUGGACAAGAGACAUCAGGAGGAGAGGGAGCGACUGCAGGCAGAGUCCAAUGAGUACCACACUCGUUUGAUUGUGCAGUCGGAGCGGCUACAGAAGGUGGAGGAGCAGUCGGAGGAGAGAGGUCUGCAGGUGGAGGAGCUGCAGCGGCUGGUGGGAAGCAUGGAGAUCGAGAGCAGCACUCUCAAAGACAAGAUGGCGGAAGGGGAGGCAGAGCUGUUGCAGCUUAAAGCAAGCAGGGAGGACGGAGACGAGAACGAGCAGAAGUGUGUUCAGUUGGAGAAGGAGGUGGCUGCCCUGAAGGAAAAGAUCCACCACCUUGAUGACAUGUUAAAGAGUCAGCAGAGGAAGGUCCGCCACAUGAUUGAACAGCUGCAGAACUCCAGGACAAUCCUCCAAGAGAGAGAUCGAGUCAUUAUGGACCUGGAGGAGAAGGUGGCCUUCCUGGAAGCAGAGAACAAAGAGAUGCAUGACCACAUGGAAUAUUUCUUGUCAGGACAGAAUCCACCUCCCCUGACGUCCACUGAGAACAAACCAGAAAUCGUUUACAGUAAACAACUCACACCAACAUCACUGAGCAGCAAGGCCCUCCCAUUCAUCAAAGUCAUUGAGAUCAAGUCCUGAAUGGAUUGUCAACUGGGCGGUCAGAAGUAAAGAACUGUACAUUUAUACUUGUAUUUAAUCACUUACUACCAGUGGAACAUAAAACAAAGGUUUGACAGGUUUGACAACAUGUUCUCAUGAUGAUACUGUUGUGGGUUUUCUCAGUUUUAAACAGAAUCUUCAUGAGGAAUUCAAACUAAGAUGCAAAUGUAGGUAAAACCCUGAACAGGAAACAAAGCAGGAGCAGGACAAAACAUUUUACUGAACUACUUGGAUGAACAUAUUCAACAUAGACACUCAUAUUAGAACAAUGUGCAUUACUGCAUCACAGCAGGUUUUAAAGAUGCGGUGGUAGAUGUAAGUUUCCUGUGUCAUUGUUUUACACCUCUACUUCUCUCUCAUAAAGAUUCUGAUAUAAGCAGUUUUAACAGGUCAAUAUAAAAUAUUAUAAAUUAUGUGUCAGUAGUGUUUGGAGUUGUUGUUGUUUAUGGCUCUGGUACACGUACACAUGGGCAAAUGUGCAUAUAUUUACAUUAUUUUGAGUGUUUUCUGCACUCCCUUCAUUCUGCAGCUUCCUUGACCGCAGUCCUCAGGGGUUCAGGGUCAAAUUACUCAGUGCUUUGCACCAUGUUGCCAAUGAGCAGGCAGCCAGUUGGCCAUGAUUUAUGUUUUUCUUAAAUACUUUUCACUUUACCUUAAACAGGUUCAAAUAAGUAUGAGUCAUAUUUUGACCUUUAUUUCAAUUUGCUUGCAGAUACUUCAUAGAGGCGUUGUGUAGAGACAUAGAAUAGAUUCCUGAGAGUCCUCAUCUCUGCUGCCAAAUUCUGUUUCAUCACACUUUCUAUCGAUUGUUUUAAAUAGUUAGAUAGUUGCUUAUUUAAUAAUAGUAUAAACCACAUAACCUUUCACUGUGAACCUUGUAGAAAGUGAAACUGUAUUUCUGACUGUGUGCUUUCAUUGUAGAUUUUGUUCAUUUCUAUUUAAGUACAAUAAAAGAUCUGGGUCUGA